UCUGCCCAACGAUCUGAGGGAAUAAACAGCAGCAGUGAGCUGGCCAAGCAGACCAAAGUGCCUCUUUGUCGUCGCUCAAGCUGGACUGAAACUCCAAUCUCCUCGUUUACUCUCUUCCAUGCCCCCGGCCCUCUUUAAGACCACAAGUCAAAGUGAAGAAACUUUUUUCCUUUUCUCACUGAGGGAAGUGACAUCUCUGUUCAUUUGGUGAAUUGCUUUCUCCGCAUCUCUUCUCUUCACCUCUGUUUUGCAGAAAGAAGGAUGUCUUUCCCUUGGACAGGUAUGCUUUUGCUUAGUUUUCUGCAGCUACUGGAAGCCCUGAUGAAAGAAGGAGCUGUCCCGUUUAUUGAAGAAAACUAUGCACCCUCCAGAAUGGAGGCAAAGGCUGGAGAAGAUCACUUAAAAAGACACAUCAAUUCCAAAGGUGUCCUGAUGGAGGUACUUGGAGAACUGGGCAGGAAGAGAGACUCGGGACUGACUGGCAACCAUGAAGAGCAACAGUUCUCAGAAGAGCAGCUGAGGUGGAGAAGAACACGUAGAGGAGCAAAAGAUGAUGAUGCCAAGUCAGUUCAGCAGUAUGUUCCAGGAGUCAAAGUAGAAUUUCCUCUGCCUGCGAACCCAGCCACUUUACAGCCAAUGAAGCCUCCAGCUCCAUCCAACACAGAUCCUUUAGAACCCCACCAACAGAGCCCGGCAGUCUAUGGUGAUCGAGCGGCCCAGGUGAAUAGGACUGUGGCACUAGGAAAGCGUUUUCAGAUACAGAACCCUCUCUAUCCAGUGACAGAAAGCUCUUACAGUGCUUAUGCUGUCAUGUUCCUGUCCCUCAUUGUCUUUGCUGUAGGCAUUGUUGGGAACCUCUCGGUCAUGUGCAUUGUCUGGCAUAAUUACUAUAUGAAAAGUGCUUGGAAUUCCAUUUUGGCCAGUCUUGCUUUCUGGGAUUUCCUUAUCCUCUUCUUCUGCCUACCUGUGGUCAUCUUUAAUGAAAUUACCAAGAAGAGACUGCUGGGAACCUUCUCCUGUCGCCUUGUGCCCUUCAUGGAGGUGACUUCUCUGGGAAUCACCACCUUCAGCCUCUGUGCCUUGGGCAUUGACAGAUUCCAUGCGGCUACCAGCCCUCAAGCCAAGCUCCGUCCAAUUGAACACUGCCACUCCAUCAUUGCCAAGCUGGCUGUCAUUUGGGUGGGUUCCAUGACCCUUUCAAUCCCAGAGCUCCUUCUUUGGCAGCUGGCACAAGAUACCUCACCAGUCUCUGGUGUAGUAUCUGACUACUGCACAAUGAAACCUUUUCAGGAGCUGCCUGAGUCCAUUUACUCUCUGGUUCUCACUUAUCAGAAUGCUAGGAUGUGGUGGUAUUUUGGAUGCUACUUCUGCCUGCCAAUCCUCUUUACCAUCAGCUGCCAGCUGGUCACCAGAAGGAUCAGCAGCUCAGAGAAGACGGAAUGCCGUGGCAAUAAGCAUGGGCAGUGUGAAAGCCAACUCAACUGCACAGUGAUUGGCCUGACAGUGAUUUAUGGUCUCUGCACCAUUCCUGAAAAUGUCAGUAAUAUUGUUGUGGCCUAUCUGUCUCCCGACAUGACAAAACAGACCCUGGACCUAUUAAGCUUGGUCAACCAGUUCUUCCUGUUCUUCAAAUGUUCAGUUACUCCUGUGCUUUUACUGUGCCUUUGCAAACCCCUGGGGCAGGCCUUCAUGGACUGUUGCUGCUGCUGCUGUGAUGAAUGUGGUCAAGAAACAACUUCCAGUGAUGGUGGUUCUGAAAGCAAAAUCAAAACCGAGAUGUCCUCAAAUAUUUUCUUCGACAAGACCCGAGAGUCACCUCCCCCUGUAGGAGCCAUUGGCACGCCAUGCUAAGUUCAAUCAUCCUAGUGGUAGACCAACAGCAAUUCUUCCGCUACCUUUUCCCAAGACCAAAAGUUGUGAUUUUUUUUUUUUUUAGUAUUAAUUGGUGAAAUAGCUGGACACUGGAGGUGGGACCUGGUGUCUUAUCAUCUGCUUGUUCCAGCACUGUCUUGUAAAAGAACACCUUACAAACAAGGCAUCACCAAUAGCUAUCUCUUCUUUGCUGAACAGUUACCAAGGGUGCCAUUGACUCCUCUGAUCUACCAUGACUAGAAAGGCUGCCGUUCUGAAUGCGAAAGAUGCUGUGGAAAGGCCCACUUGCAACCCUUUCAAGAACGGAGAAAUCACCUCUUUUAAAAGAGUUCAUAGUACACACUAACCUAUUCUGCCCUGAUGCAGGACCUUACUGUCCUCUUCUUCAUGUCUUCCCCCAAAACAGCCUUGUAUACAAAGUCAGCACUAUCCUAGUCUCAAUAAACGAGUAGACUAAGUAGAAAAAGGUUCUAGUCACUUUAUUCAAAAUGUGGUAGAACAAUUGAUCAUUCUGUAAGUG
Pseudonaja textilis is the source of this 2392-nucleotide messenger RNA. RefSeq names its product G protein-coupled receptor 37 like 1 (gene GPR37L1). The record is from RefSeq and is a predicted model, not a curated record. Gene Ontology annotation, molecular function: G protein-coupled peptide receptor activity. Gene Ontology annotation, cellular component: signaling receptor complex; plasma membrane. Lineage: Eukaryota; Metazoa; Chordata; Lepidosauria; Squamata; Elapidae. Gene Ontology annotation, biological process: adenylate cyclase-inhibiting G protein-coupled receptor signaling pathway; positive regulation of MAPK cascade.